AACGUUAUCUUAUUGAAAAAAAUCGAGGCAUUGGAAAGCGUCGUAAGGUACAUGGAAUGCGAACGAAAGGAUUCGUUCACGCCUCAACCGCCAUAUUAUUUGGAGGAAAUAUCGCCGAUAGAUACCGAUAAAAUAUUUCUAUCUCAAUUCGAGAAAAAUCAUUCGAGCGUCGACGAGAGAUUAUCGUCCAUCACGGAAAUCUUAUAUUUCGGUGACGGUAUCAACGAAUUACCAAGAGAUUUCAUCGUUCAAGCUCACGUCGACGUUAAGAAACGCGAGAACGAUCUCACGGAUACGAAACGUUUUAUCAAAGGAAAUCGUUCGAACGUCGCCAGUAUUAUGAACGAGAAGAAAAGUAUGUUCGAGUUUUCCGGGAACGAUUUUAGAUCGAGCGACGCCAGUAGUAAAAACGAUUCUGGCAUCGUAAUCGAAGAAACCAUCGAUUGGAAGCUCGUUUCUACCAACUCGAACGACAAAAGUAUGAUCGAGAACGAAAGCGAUACUACGGUGUUGCGAAAAGAAUCGAAACAGUUGGAGAAAUUAGCGGAAUUGGUCGACGCGAGAACGUACGAGGAAGAAAGAACGAAGCAACGUGAAUUGAACGAAAGAUUGAAAUUAAUGGAAGAAACGGAAGAAACCGGAGAAAUCGGACUCGUACCGAGGAAGUCUUUUCGACCUCACAACUUUAAUUGUCAACGUUUGGAGGACCUAUCGCGAUGGUUGAAGCACAGAUUGGAUUUACAGAUGGCGUAUUGCAAGAUAGAACACUUGUCGAAAUUGAACGAGCUCAAGAGAGAUUUAACGUCGAAGACGAUCGAUCUGAACGAAGCGAAUCAAAAGAUAACGAAGGCUAAUCGCGAUCUAAGCAAGUUAAACGAUUUGACGGAUCGAUUGAACGAUAUGACGGCGAUCGUCGCCGAAUAUCACAAGGAUAGGAAAGAACUGUGCCAGGAAUUACGUAAACGAUUGGAAGUGCAAUUAAGUUUGGAAAUGAAAUUGAAAUAUUUUUUAUCGUUGGUAGAAGAGAAGGAGGAGGAGAUAACGCAUUUGAGAAAGGACGUAACCAAUAUCUUCCAUAGCAAUUCGACGAAUAAAGAAAAGAUUAAGGAACUGGAUAACGAAAUAAUCGAUAUAAAAGAAAGAAUGGAUUCGAUUAGAAAGGAGCUGAUAAACUCCGAGGAAUUGCGUAUCGAGAUAGAAAAGAGUUCGAGAGAGGAGAUCGAUGAUCUUAAAUCUAAAUUGGUAAUGUAUGAAAAUAAAGCUACGUUGUUAACGCGUACCGUCCAAGAUCUCGACGACAAGAAAGACGAACUUAUUCGAGUUAAAACCCAAUUGCUUCGUAAGGAACGUGAAAUGAGUUUGUUCAAGAGUAACAGAGACGCGACCAUUAAGAAGUACGAAUUUCUGGUGAAGCAAUUGCAGGACGAGAACGACAAGUUGAAAGAUCAAGCGCGUUACGAGUCAACAUCGGUAUCGACAGGGGUCAAAGAAUCGGCCAAUUGUCCGCUCCGAACGCGCAACAAGUUUAAAGUUUCCGAGUCAUUGAAGAAAUUAACUCGUGGUGGUUUCGCUAAGGGUUCCGAUGGUAAUUGGAAAUCGAAUUAUCUUCGUAGAAAGUCGAACGAAGAAAAAUCGGUGGCAUCGACGUCUAACUUUUCGGUAUCCAGAGUUUCGAGUUGUCACGAGACUACCAACGUAGAGUCGGUCUCGUCGGAGAACACUGCGAAGUUUACACGGGAAAAGGAGGAAGAUCAAACGUUUACCGAUCGAACAGAAAGCGACGUAGACUCGAACGAGUCGGUUUCUCGAGCGACUACCGGAAGUUCCGGAGGAACGGACGACGAUUACGAUACCGAGGAAGAUUCCGAGAUUAUUUGCUGUAGGCCGCCAAGACGAAACAGAAUGUCUGGUUGGAUGAGAAUAAGGAGAAUCGAUGCCAGAACGGUAUUGACGCAUUGUUCGGACAUAGAACUCGACGGGGAUCGAUCCGAUUCCGCUUAAGUUUCAUUCAGAAAGAAAU
Vespula pensylvanica (western yellowjacket) is the source of this 2020-nucleotide messenger RNA. RefSeq names its product myosin-3-like. The record is from RefSeq and is a predicted model, not a curated record. Lineage: Eukaryota; Metazoa; Arthropoda; Insecta; Hymenoptera; Vespidae. The transcript is spliced from 2 exons. The coding region runs from base 52 to 2001 and encodes 649 amino acids.